Balaenoptera musculus (blue whale) is the source of this 2048-nucleotide messenger RNA. RefSeq names its product carboxypeptidase N subunit 2 (gene CPN2). Gene Ontology annotation, molecular function: protein binding. The record is from RefSeq and is a predicted model, not a curated record. Gene Ontology annotation, cellular component: plasma membrane. NCBI's taxonomy places the organism in Eukaryota, Metazoa, Chordata, Mammalia, Artiodactyla, Balaenopteridae.
UUGAUCAGCACCAGGACUGCUGGGUUCAUGCUGACCACUGACCACACCAGAAGCCCUUCUGCUCCUGAGGAAGAGCCAGGGCAGCUGGUCCCCAACCGUGAGCCCCUCGCGAUCCAGGAGAUGCUACCCAGAGCCUGGCUACGCUGGGCCUGCCUUCUGCUCCUGGCCACGCCUACCCAGCCCUGCCCCAAGGGGUGUGACUGCUUCACCCGGGAGGUGUUUUGCUCCGAUGAGGAGCUGGCCGCCAUCCCGCUGGACAUCCCGCCACACGCCACAGACAUCAUCUUCGUGGAGACCUCGUUCACCAUGGUGGGAGCCAGGACCUUCAGUGGCAGCCCCAACCUGACCAAGGUGGUCUUCCUCAACACCCAGGUGUGCCACUUCGGGCCGGAUGCCUUCGGGGGGCUGCCGGGGCUCCAGGACCUGGAGAUCACUGGCGGUGCCUUCUCCAACCUCAGCACUGACAUCUUCUCCAACCUGACCUCGCUGGGCAAGUUCACCCUCAACUUCAACAUGCUGGAGGCUCUGCCCGAGGGCCUCUUCCAGCACAUGGAUGCCCUGGAGUCCCUCCAGCUGCAGGGCAAUCGGCUCCAGACCCUGCCCGUGAGGCUCUUCCAGCCUCUGAGACGUCUGAAGACCCUCAACCUCGCUCAGAACCUCCUGGCCCAGCUGCCCGAGGAACUGUUCGCCCCCCUCUGCAGCCUGCAGACCCUGAGGCUGAGCAACAACGCACUGGCCGGCCUGCCCCGAGGGCUGUUCAGCCACCUGGGCGGCCUGCAGGAACUCUUCCUGGACGGCAACUCCAUCUCCGAGCUGCCCUCGCAAGCAUUCGCGGGGCUCUCCCGCCUGGAGAAGCUAUGGCUGCAGCGCAACACCAUCGGCCACCUGCCCCGGUCCAUCUUCUCCUCCCUGGGCAAACUGACCUUCCUGAGCUUGCAGGGCAAUGCGCUGCGGACGCUGCCCGCCAGCCUCUUCGCCCAUUCCCCGGGCCUGGUCAGCCUGUCCCUGUCCCACAACCAGCUGGAGACCAUCCCCGAGGGAGCCUUCGCCAACCUAUCCAGCCUCGGGUCCCUCACGCUCUCGCACAACGCCCUCACCCAUCUGCCGGCUGGCAUCUUCAGGGGCCUCGAGGGGCUGGUCAAGCUCUAUCUGGGCAGCAACAACCUGACGGCCCUGCACCCAGCCCUCUUCCAGAACCUGUCCACGCUUGAGCUGCUCAGCCUCUCCAGGAACCUCCUGACCACGCUGCCCCAGGGCAUCUUUGACACCAAUUACAACCUGUUCAACCUGGCUCUGCACGGCAACCCCUGGCAGUGCGACUGCCACCUGGCCUAUCUCUUCAGGUGGCUGCACGGGUAUAGCGACCGGCUCUUCAACAGCCAGACCUACUGCGCUGGCCCCGCCUACCUGAAGGGUCAGGUGGUGCCUGCCUUGAGGGAGGAGCAGCUGGUGUGCCCGGUCACCCAGGACCACCUGGGCUUCCAGGCCCUGGGGCCGGAGGACAGGGAGCCAGGGGGCGGCUAUCCGGCCAUGAAGGAGAAGGCGACCUGGAGCCGGUGCACCUACAGCACCCCCGAGGGCACCGUGGUGCUGGCUUGUGAUGAGGCCCGGUGUCGCUGGCUGAACGUCCAGCUGUCUCCCAGGCAGGGCUUGGCCUCCCCGGGACUGACGUUCAAUGCCAGUCAGGAGUGGGACUUGAAGUCCAGCUGUGGCUCUGUGAGGGUCACUGUGUCGAUCGAGGCUCUGGCAGGGGGAGCCCUAGGUGCAGAGCAGAUGGGCUGGAGCUGGGCAGACAGCCUCUGGGCCCAACCAGGCAAGAGCCGGUGAGGGGAGCUGAAGCUUUGGUUCUUUCAGAUGCAGGGAUGGAGUUGCAUCUCCGGGUGGAGGAAGGGGGAGGAGGCUGGACCCCCGAGUCUCCGCCUCCCCCUCCUCCUUCAUUCCCCCCCAGUCUCUGAGUCUGAGACCUAACAGGGCCUUCCUCAAACUCUGCAAAGCACCCGUUAAAGCUGCAUCGUGGUCCGGAGAAUAAACUAAUGCCGUUCCCCUGG